GUCCCGCGUGGCCGAUUUUAGGAGCGCUCCAAACACCGUUUUAGGAAAAAAGACACCGUUUAUUCCCUGCCAGCCGUGAGGAGGAGAUUUCCACAAAGCGAGCUCGCGAAGGGGUAAAAAAAUGAAAUUUUUUCUACAGGAGAAUUUUCACAAACUCGCCCCGGCGUUACUCACAUUCUCCACCUGCCUAACGCACAGCUAGUUGUGUGACCUAGCCUGACCCAGUUGAAAAUUGACUUUCGCUUGAAAGAGAGUUCUUUUAUUAAGCGAAUUCUAUUGUAGACGUUACCUGACGCCUCAGUUACGUUUCCGAAGGAUUGGAGUCUUGCAAAGAAAUUCACACUGGAUGAAAACCAUUUCCUGAAGCUGGAUCUGUUCCAGGAACUGUAACCCAAAUGUUUCUGUGUCCGUGGAGGAGAUUUCACGUUUGAAGAAACUUCUACUGAAGGCAGUCGUGUCCCACCACCAUGUUCUGGAAGUUCGAUUUGAACACAACGUCACACGUGGACAAGCUGCUGGACAAGGAGGAUGUGACCCUGGAGGAGCUGAUGGAUGAGGACGAUGUCCUGCAGGAAUGCAAGGCCCAGAACCGGCGCCUGCUGGACUUCCUGUGCCAGCAGCAGUGCAUGGAGCAGCUGGUCACCCUCAUCACCCACGAGCCCCCCGUGGACAUGGACGAGAAGAACAAAGUGAGCUGGAAAAUGAAUAAAAUCUGGGAUAUUUUCAGUGUGCUGCACGUCCACAUCCUGCUGAUUUCAGGGAUCACAGCUCCGGACAGGCCCUGCCUCUGCUCAGACCUGAGCUCCUCACAGGGGUAUCCCAACACCGCCUGCGAGCUGCUCACCUCGGACGUGCCGCAGAUCAACGACAAACUGGGCGGGGACGAGACCCUGCUCAACAUCCUCUACGACUUCCUGGACCACGAGCCCCCCCUGAACCCCCUCCUCGCCAGCUUCUUCAGCAAGACCAUCGGGAACCUCAUUGCACGGAAAACAGAGCAGGUGAUCUCGUUUCUGAGGAAAAAGGACAAGUUCCUGAGCCUGGUGCUAAAGCACAUCGACACUUCAGCCAUGAUGGACCUGCUGCUGCGCCUCAUCAGCUGCGUGGAGCCCACGGCGCUGCGCCAGGACGUGCUCAAUUGGCUGAAUGAAGCCAGGAUUAUCCAGAGACUCGUGGAGCUGAUCCAUUCGAGCCAGGACGAGGAUAGGCAAUCCAACGCUUCCCAGACCCUGUGUGACAUCAUCAGGCUGAGCAGAGACCAGAGCACUCAGCUCCAGGAUGUCCCAGAGCCGGAUCCACUUCUCACAGCACUGGAAUCGCAGGAGUGUGUGGAGCAGCUCCUCAGGAACAUGUUCGACGGGGAGCAGAGCGAGACCUGCAUCGUGAACGGAACCCAGGUGCUCCUGACACUGCUGGAAACGCGGCGCUCGGGAGUGGAAGGCCUGAUGGACUCGUACACUCAGGGAUUCGAGAGGUCUUACACUGUCAACAGCAGCAUCUUACACGGCAUCGAGCCCCGCCUCAAGGACUUCCACCAGCUGCUGCUUCACCCACCCAAGAAAGCGGCGAUCCUGACCACGCUGGGGGUGCUGGAGGAGCCGCUGGGCAACGCGCGGCUGCACGGCUCCCGCCUGAUCGCCGCCCUGCUGCACACCAACACCCCCAGCAUCAACGGGGAGCUCUGCAGGCUCGGCACCAUGGACCUGUUACUCGAUUUGUUUUUUAAGUACACGUGGAAUAACUUCCUGCAUUUCCAAGUGGAGCUGUCCAUAGCAGCCAUCCUGUCGCACUCGGUGCAGGAGGGCAAGGGCAGCCCGGCCGAGCAGGGCACCAAAGAGGAGGCGGCUGCGAGCGGGACCCUGGAGCCCCCGGGACCCCCGGGACCCCCCGAAGCCUCGGGACCCGCGGAGCCCCCGGAGCCCCCGGCAGGAGCCACCCAGAGCGUCAUGGUCACCCACCUGUUCCAGAAGUGCUGCCUGGUGCAGAGGAUAUUGGAUGCCUGGGAAGCCAAUGACAAAAUCCAGGCAGAGGGUGGCAGGAGGAGAGGGAACAUGGGGCACCUGACCCGCAUCGCCAACGCCGUGGUGCACAACAUGGAGAAGGGGCCCAUGCAGGCCCAGAUCAGUGACUUCAUCAAAGAGCUGCCUGAGGACUGCAGGGGCAGGUGGGAGAGUUUUGUGGAGGAGACGCUGACGGAGACGAACAGGAGGAACACGGUGGAUUUGGUGAGCACCCACCACCUGCACUCGUCCAGCGAGGAUGAGGACAUUGAAAGUGCUUUUCCCAACGAGCUCACCCUCCAGCAGGCCUUCUCCGAGUACCAGAUCCAGCAGAUGACAGCAAAUUUCGUGGAUCAGUUUGGCUUCAACGACGAGGAGUUUGCAGACCAGGAUGACAACAUCAACGCUCCCUUCGACCGCAUCGCCGAGAUCAACUUCAACAUCGACGCCGAUGACGACAGCCCCAACGCCUCCCUGUUCGAGGCCUGCUGCAACGAGCGCAUCCAGCAGUUCGACGACAACGAGGAGGAGGAGGAUAUCUGGGAGGACAAGGAGAUCUCCUACACGGCCCAGGUCAAGGCCAGGACACGGUUUGGAGCAUCGCAGACGUCGGAGAGCUCCAAGAGUGACCUGGAGAACGGCGACCACGACGGCAGCGUGGACUCGGAGGAGGAGGAGGAGCAGCCGCCGCCCCCCUCCCCGCACAAGGGCGGCACCGCGGAGCGCAAGGACGCGGACUCCUCCCAAGGGGCUGGCUGGACGGCCGUGUUCGAGCCCGCGGGCCCCACGCCGCCCGUGGCCAUGGACGUGGGCUCCAGCGUGUGGGACUCGGCCACCCCACAGAGCAGCGCCCCGGAGGAGAAGGGCUGGGCCAAGUUCACAGACUUCCAGCCUUUCUGCUGCUCCGAGUCCGGGCCUCGCUGCAGCUCCCCCGUGGACACCGAGAGCAGCGCUGCCAGGAGCCCGGCCCCGGGCCAGGACAAGAACUCCAGCGCUGCCUGUGUGUGGAACGCGUGUGCGCCGCGCAAGGCGCCCCUGGUGGCCUCGGACAGCAGCUCCUCGGGCAGCUCCGACAGCGACGACGACGGCGACGACAAGGCCAAGGCUGGCACGGAACCCACGGCACAGGAGCCCGGCAAGGACAGGGCAGCUCCCAGCAGUGACUCGGAGGGAGCGGCUCUGGAGACGCUUCCCGUGGGACCCGGGACCCCCCGAGCCCGGAGCAGCUCGGCCACGCACACGGACGGGCACCAGAGAGUGGCCACUGCUGUCACAACUGCCACAGAAACGGCCACGAGAGACAGGGGUGACGAGGCCUUGCCCUGCACCGAAGCCACAUUGAACGGCCCCGCUUGACGCCGCCGCCGCCGCCCCGGGACGUGUGUGAGCCAGGCCAGGCUGCUCCCUGGUGAUGCAA
Molecule: messenger RNA, 3417 nt
Organism: Sturnus vulgaris (Common starling)
Lineage: Eukaryota; Metazoa; Chordata; Aves; Passeriformes; Sturnidae
Source: RefSeq, a predicted model, not a curated record